This is a messenger RNA of Orycteropus afer afer, 1961 nucleotides long. RefSeq names its product AT-rich interaction domain 3A (gene ARID3A). Gene Ontology annotation, cellular component: nucleus. Gene Ontology annotation, biological process: regulation of transcription by RNA polymerase II. Lineage: Eukaryota; Metazoa; Chordata; Mammalia; Tubulidentata; Orycteropodidae. The record is from RefSeq and is a predicted model, not a curated record. Gene Ontology annotation, molecular function: DNA binding.
AUGAAGCUGCAGGCUGUCAUGGAAACCCUACUGCAGCGCCAGCAGCGCGCGCGCCAGGAGCUGGAGGCCCGACAGCAGCCGCCGCCUGAACCCCCCACCGGCCCCCCGGCCCGAGCCCGUGCAGGCCCUCCGGACGAGGACCGUGAGCCCGAGAGCGCCCGGAUACAGCGCGCGCAAAUGGCUGCGCUGGCGGCCAUGCGCGCCGCCGCUGCGGGCCUCGGACACCCGCCCAGCCCAAGCGGCGGCUCGGAGGACGCAGCCCCGGGAUCCGAGGAUGAGGACACUGUAGCCCAGGAGGAACCUUCAGGCUCGCCUGCCCCACCUGGCCGAGGCAGGGAGGGGCUGGGACCUGCUGAAGGGGACCGGAACUUUGAGGACAUGGGCUCCGAGGAGGACAUGAAGCAGAAGUGGGAGGAGGAGGAGCUUGAGGGGGACCUGGCUGAGGAAGACGAGGAUGUGGAUGAGGAUGAGGACGAGGACGAGGAUGACUAUGACGAGGAGGAAGAGGAUGAAGAGGAUGAGGGGCUGGGCCCCCCAGGCCCCGCCAGCCUGGGUUCUGGAGCCCUGUUCACCCGCAAGGCGCAACCUCCCCAGCUCUUCCGUGGUGACAGCGUUCCCCGGGCCCUGGGAGGCCAGGAGCGCCAGGGGCCAGGCUCGGCCCAUCCUGGGGGGGCUGCCCCUGUGGUGCCCCCACUGCAGCCACCAGACCACGGGGACUGGACCUACGAGGAACAGUUCAAACAGCUUUACGAGCUCGACGGGGACCCCAAGAGGAAGGAGUUCCUGGACGACUUGUUCAGCUUCAUGCAGAAGCGAGGGACGCCUGUGAACCGCAUCCCGAUCAUGGCCAAGCAGGUGCUGGACUUGUUCAUGCUGUACGUGCUGGUGACGGAGAAGGGCGGCCUCGUGGAGGUCAUCAACAAGAAGCUGUGGCGCGAGAUCACCAAGGGCCUCAACCUGCCCACCUCCAUCACGAGUGCGGCCUUCACCCUGCGCACACAGUACAUGAAGUACCUCUACCCCUAUGAGUGUGAGAAGCGCGGCCUCAGCAACCCUAAUGAGCUCCAGGCGGCCAUCGACAGCAACCGGCGGGAGGGCCGGCGCCAGAGCUUCGGGGGCUCCCUCUUCGCCUACUCACCAGGCGGGGCCCACAGCGUGCUCUCCUCACCCAAACUGCCUGUGCCCUCCCUGGGCCUGACUGCUAGCACCAAUGGCAGCUCCAUCACCCCAGCCCCUAAGAUCAAGAAAGAGGAGGACUCCGCCAUCCCCAUCACGGUCCCUGGCCGCCUGCCAGUCUCCCUGGCAGGCCACCCUGUGGUAGCAGCCCAAGCAGCAGCAGUGCAGGCAGCAGCAGCCCAGGCAGCCGUGGCAGCCCAGGCAGCCGCCCUGGAGCAGCUCCGGGAGAAGCUGGAGUCUGGUGAGCCUCCCGAGAAGAAGAUGGCGCUGGUGACCGACGAGCAGCAGCGGUUCAUGCAGCGAGCCCUGCAGCACAACUUCCUAGCCAUGACCGCCCAGCUGCCUAUGAGCAUACGGAUCAACAGCCAAGCCUCCGAGAACCGCCAGGAUUCAGCUGUGAACUUGACCAGCACCAACGGCAGCAACAGUAUUAGCAUGUCAGUGGAGAUUAACGGCAUCAUGUACACAGGAGUGCUGUUUGCUCAGCCGCCAGCCCCCACGCCACCCUCGGCUCCCAGCAAAGGCAGCAGCGGGAGUCGGGGAGGAAGCAGCGGGACCAGCAGUGGCCCGGGCAGCCAGGCCGGGCCGGCGGGGUCGUCCACAGCCCCCGCGUCGUCUACCUCAAAUAACUCAUUGCCUUAACCGCAUCACUCCCCACCCCGCCACCCCUGAGAAGCCCACCAGACUGGGCAGGGGUCAAGGUGGGCCGAGCAGGGGCCAGGAUGGCGGAAGAUACGGGUGGGGAGGGGAGAUAGCCACAGAGGAGCCACAGCUGACGCCAAAAA